AGUUCUCCUAUAUCAAGUGUGCAAGUGUGAAUGUGAGUGUGAUUGAGACGCGGCUCUGCUGCGGGGCGAGUGGGAGUCCCGCUCUGCGGUUCCUGUUCUCCGCGAGGAGCCAGGCCAGAAACGGACGAAGCGAUUGGAGAUUGCGUACAUGAAGUGUUGGGGCAGAAUCAGAAAUACUCUAAGACGGUGGAAUAGGAUAAGGAAAGUAUUGCGAUUUAAAGUAGAAUUUACUGACAUACCGAAAGCUACACAGUGUGAAUACGUUAGUGGAAGCCUAGCCCAAUUGGACAUAGAAGCACGGAUUCAGAGACAAGAAUUGCUUGACAUAAUAGAAUAUCACGUAAAGGAAUUCAUAAGAAAAAUAGAAAAGGAGAGUGGGAGGUUGGGAUACGAUCCUCUAGUAUUAGAAGAGUUUCUUGGUUGGACACCCGUUUGGGAACACGAUCCCCAGAUUAGCUGGUAUAUUACUGACGCACAGAUAGUAGAAAAAUCUGGAAGAGCACCCUAUAGGUUUGUCUGAUAAGCCCCUACCUCUCACAAACCUUAUCCAUCACUACAUCACCAGGCCCUACGAUAAUAAUGGGAAGCCAGCAAAGUAAGGACAUAAAAAUGAAAACCCCCCUGGGGUGUAUCCUAAAGCAUUGGAGAGAUCUAGGGGGAGCCCCAGGAGGAAACAUAAGCAAGAAAACACUCCUAAAAUACUGCACUCAAUGGUGGCCUUUGUACAAACUAGAUGAUGACGAGAAAUGGCCACCUGAAGGGACAAUAAAUUAUAAUACUAUUUUACAGCUUAUGUUGUUCCUUCGUCGAUUAGGAAAGUGGGAUGAAGUGAUUUAUUGUGACAUGUUUUUUACACUGAGGAACAAACCGGAGUGGCAGAGAGAAUGUGGAGUAAAUGUAGCACCACAAGACCCCUUAGUCUUGGCCUUAGAAAAGGAUAAGAAAAAUCUGAAACCAAAGGAACGCUGUUGUGAUGCUUGCAGCAUCGGACAACAGUGUCUUAAAUUAAAAAGAAGGGACAGUGAAGAAGAAAGUAGAAUAAGCUUAUGGGAGUAUCAACCAUAUGCUCCAGGAUACGGGAUACCACGCCCAAAGCGGAAAGAAGGUGAAAAAGACACUAGCCUGUUAGGAGAUAUUUCACUGGAGCUAGGGAGAUUUAAGACCAGGUAUAGCCCUCAAAAAUCAGGAGACAGCUGGGAGGAAGACAGCCCAUCGAAAUUAGAGAGCCCUCAAGGAGAAAGCAGCUCGCAGGGGCUGAGUAGUCCACAAGGAUCAGAAAGUUACAGAGAGGAGAGCGAUAAAGAGAAGAGUAGCCCCACGAGACCAGAAGAUUAUGGAGAAGAGGGUGGCACAUCGAAACCAAAGGACAGCAGGAAUAGGGAUACCAGUACACCGAGAAAAGAAGACAGUAUCUACAGAGUGGAAAGUAGUACACCAAGAGAUGCUAGUUAUGAGAAUGAAAGUAGCCCACCAAGACUAAGAGGUAACGAAAAAGAGGGCGAUUCCCCCAAGGUAGGAUGUAGUGGCAUUAUUAUUCAAGGGGAAAAGGAAGACAACACCCAAAGGUUAAACAUAGUGAUUCAAAUAGAUGAUAAGAGAGAUACCAGAGGGACAGAAGAAGACGAAGAGAGCAGCCCCGGACAAGCUGAGCGUCGACAGCGUCUCCUCCAAACCCAGAAAGAGAGGCGGCUAGACUGUGUGAACCAUGCCAGAAGGUUGGCAGAAGAUGACUGGGCAGGAACGGGGAGUGAAGACGAGGAACCGAAACGGGGAAAGAGAAAAGAAAAAAGAAAGAAUAGAAUAGAUACUGGGGCCCAAGAAGAAGACCCUGGGGAAGGAACUAGUCACCUACACUAUACUAGAUCUGUAGCACGAAAAGAGGCAAGAGAAAGGAUCGGGGGAAGUCAUACAAUAGCUCCCCUCCGACGGAUAAUGCCUAUCGCAGGAGACCAGGGACGAGUAAAGGUGCCAUUUACAACGAGUGAUUUGAACAGCUGGAGAGAAGAAGCCCGGAAUUUUAGGAAAAAUCCAGAAGGGGUAGCUAAGAGGUUCGAGUUAAUUGCAAAGAACCUAGACAUUGACUGGAAUGAUAUAGAAGUAAUGCUAUCAGAAUUAACAGAAACGGAAAAGGAACUAGUAUUAAAAACGGGGAGAGAUCAUGCCAGCAUGUUCCCUGAAGAGUUAGAAGUUGUAUUUCCAAGUAGAAAUCCGGAGUGGGAUCCAAACAACCCCGAUUCUUAUGGGAAACUGGUGCAAUAUAGGAAGCUAAUAGCAUUAGGUCUGCGGAAAGCAAUACCUAAAGCCAUUAACUGGGCAGCUUUGUAUGAUGUUAGACAGGGAAAGGAUGAAAGUCCCUCAGAAUUUCUGGAUAGACUCAGGACCGCCAUGAGACAAUAUACACCCCUAGACCCAGCAUCAGAAGAAGGGAGACAACAGCUACUAGGAUUGGUAAUGGGGCAGUGUACUCCCGACAUUAGAAGGAAAUUACAAAAACUUAAACAUCCAGCAAAUAGAGAUCUAGAGACAUUGAUGAAUGAGGCCUGGGAAGUAUACAACAACAGAGAAAAAGAAGAGAAAAAGAAGGAAGAUAAGAGAAUUGCUCGAGUCGUGGCAGUAGCAGUGGCAACUCAAAACGCAAAAUUCCCAGAUGCAGGUGCCAGGGGUAGAGGUCGUGGUUACCCUAUGAGGGGGAGAGGGGGAUUCAAGCCCCAACCCAUCAGAGUAGGACCGGAUCAAUGCUCCAAUUGCUUCCAGAUAGGCCAUUGGAAACGAGACUGUCCCCAGCUAAGAGAAAGGCUUGCAAACACUGCCAUUGCACAUCAGAGCAGUGACUGA
Messenger RNA from Pseudopipra pipra, 2835 nucleotides. RefSeq lists its product as uncharacterized. The coding region runs from base 580 to 2835 and encodes 751 amino acids. Gene Ontology annotation, molecular function: nucleic acid binding; zinc ion binding; protein binding. The record is from RefSeq and is a predicted model, not a curated record. The transcript has a single exon. Lineage: Eukaryota; Metazoa; Chordata; Aves; Passeriformes; Pipridae. Gene Ontology annotation, biological process: virion assembly.